Podospora pseudopauciseta is the source of this 2151-nucleotide messenger RNA. RefSeq lists its product as uncharacterized. The transcript has a single exon. Lineage: Eukaryota; Fungi; Ascomycota; Sordariomycetes; Sordariales; Podosporaceae. The record is from RefSeq and is a predicted model, not a curated record. The coding region runs from base 1 to 2151 and encodes 716 amino acids.
AUGUUGAAAGCGGCUAGGCGCCGUGCCACCUCAACAGCCCAAGAUGCAGGAGUUAAGGUCGACGGUCGAGAAACGCACGGUCCGACGGCCCCCUCCACAGUCCAAGGACCAGGAUCUGUAUCAGAUCCGCGCGAUACAACAAGCACCAGCUCCAGACAGCCCAGCCGUCCAGUUGUUCAAAAUGCAGACAUCCCCCCCAUCGCGUUUCCCGGAGGGCGGAACCCCUAUCUUGACCGUCCUCUCCCCAUUCCUCCCCGGCCCAAAACACCCUCCAACAAAACAUCUACGGCCGUUGCUGCUGCCGUGGCAGUCAACACAGUCCCGCCUGUCAUGCCGGCGAGGCCAAGUACCUCUUCAGGACCAUCCAGCAAGGCGGCUGCUGGCUCAAGACCAAAUUUUGACAAACGACAGUCCAGGGACGACAUGGCUUUGAACAUGGGCUCCAAGGGCAAGGGGCUCCAGCCAUAUAUCAUUGGCGUCAAGGGAUCUGGACCCUUUACACCCGAGUCUAGUCCAGGCAGAAUGAGAGCACCAUCACCGGCACCCAACUUUUCAGUUCCUUCUCGGGUCAUGACGCCAGAGUCUUUUCACUCUGGGGAGAUUCCCAUCGGUAUGGCUUUGGGUAGUCCCACACAGGUUGUCGGCUAUGCUGGGAGUUGGAAUGGCUCCACUCAGAACAUAGGCUACCAAGCACAGGUCGAGGCAAACGUUCAGAGAUCACCAUCACCGCCGCCAGUACAGAAGACGUCAGAGCCCACGGUUCAAAGGACGAAGACUCAAAAGAGGAGGCUGUUCGGGUCGUUAUUUGGGAGGAAGCAUGCCGAGCCAGCAAAGACGAUGGAGACCGCCGAAGCAAACCAAAGUACUGUGUCGAUCACGGUUACUGGUCCUGCAGAAGACAAUGUCCCGACAAGAAGCAAAACAGUUAGCGGCAAAAAGGCCCCGAAACACAAGCCUAUCGUGGUUAGGUCCAACACUUUGAAGGAAACCUCAUCCCAACAAGACCUGAGAAGGACAGAAGAGCAGUUGAACAGCUUACAGCCAUUGCCGGGAAGCUCUCCCUCCAAAGCGCCCAUGUUGCUAGACCUGGAGAUCCCAGACGUCAGGUUAGAACGCUACAGCAUCAUGUUCAGCGGCGUCUUGAACCCCAGCGGCAUGACAUCACCACAGUCCAAAUCCUCGUUGUUGGAAAGACGACAAGCGACGUUGGAAAAGCUGAAGACGAUCAAGGACCAAGAGGAAGAAGAAAGGAUACGACCUCGGCGUGCCACAUCCCCGCAACCCAUGAAAUCUCCAGGAUUCACCCUCUUCCCCCAGGCCAUGUCCUCGACCAACUCGCUCGCUCCUCCUCCACGGAAACUUCAGCGAUCCAACACCUCGCCUUCGGUUCUCCCAUCACCAGCCAGAGCAAACUUUUUCAGCACCCAAGAAGGCUCACCAGAGGCGGCGAAAAAAGAGCGCAAAACAGUCAGGAUCGUUUCGCCGCGAGCGAUGGACGAGAUCAACCGUGCGGCUCAAGUUGAAAAGCUCCGUGAGCAGCAACAAGCCCAGCUAAACCCACUCCGCCAACCUCCACCAACAACAAACCCCUUCUACUUUGGACCCAAUAACUCGGCCCUCAUCCUCGACUCACCUGUCAGCUUCGCCACAACCUCCUCCCUCGCCGACGAGGAUUACGAGCCGUUAUCAGCCAGAGCAGCAGUAACUGCCAUCCCGCUCCGCCCCGCAGUGCCAGAGCCAACAUGGACGAUGAUUUCCCCUCCCUCCUCCUCGUCAGAUAGCUCCAAGCAGUCGGCUGCCUCGUCAGUAACUACCAGUCCCUCCCUCGAUACUUUACGGCCCUUGGAGCACAAGCCAAAAGUGCCGCCAGUGGAAGAAGACGACGUUGCUCUCAAGGCAGCAGUUGAAAUCUCGAUAGCGAGACAGAUUAGUAUCUCCCGACAACAGAGGAAUAUGCUCCGGCCGCUCGGGCAAGGGGCGACAAUGUCGAGUUCUGCAAAGUCGGGGGCGAUAAGGGGGAGGAGCGCGACGGUGGGAGGGGGGAGGGUUCAGGUGGAGAUUUUGAAGAGGGGGACGAAACUUGGGGUGCCGAUGGUGGUGAACGGGGGGGAGAAUAGGAGGAGUGAGUUGGUGGAGGUUGUUGAUCCUUAG